Molecule: messenger RNA, 192 nt
Organism: Protopolystoma xenopodis
Lineage: Eukaryota; Metazoa; Platyhelminthes; Monogenea; Polystomatidea; Polystomatidae
Source: the annotation of a GenBank genome assembly
AUGGUACCAAGACAAAAGGGAGGUCGAAUAAGCGUUCUAGUAAAAGGUGUGCGCCAAAAGUUGCUGGAUCAGAUCGGCAGCGUCGAACCUCUUCAUUUUGUCGUCAAGUUCUCCGAGCAGAAAGACCAAUUUCCUCUCGAGCGUAUGUACCUCUCGGCUUCGGCCGACGGGGGCUGGGGCAGCGCGAGGUAG